Molecule: messenger RNA, 386 nt
Organism: Racocetra persica
Lineage: Eukaryota; Fungi; Glomeromycota; Glomeromycetes; Diversisporales; Gigasporaceae
Source: the annotation of a GenBank genome assembly
ACAAUGAUAUAUUUUUUCUAUACGAAUAUAAAACUACAGAAAAGGACCCAUUCCAUCCUAUUAAACUACCUGAGCGAAGAACAUCAAAUGUAGGGACUCCUAAGGUACUUAGUGCUAAGCCAAGAAAGCCUAGUCAUUUUUUAAAUGAAUUAACAACUAAUAACGAUAAAGAGACAAGUAUUAAUGAUGUUGAUAAUAAAAACUUAAUGUUAGUUGAUGAUGAAACAGAGUUAUUAAUAGCAGCAGAUCCGGAGCAAGUUGAAGUUGAAAGAAUUGAUAAAAUCGAUGAUGUUGAUAUUGAAGAAACCAAUGAAGCCUCUCUAAUUAAUGCUACAAAUGCAGAAGUAUCAGUUUUAAGUCUAUUGCUACCAUUAGUUCAGAAAUGA